Messenger RNA from Anoplopoma fimbria (sablefish), 973 nucleotides. Its product is annotated as dehydrogenase/reductase SDR family member 13-like. Bases 17 to 973 code for a protein of 318 amino acids. The transcript has 5 exons. NCBI's taxonomy places the organism in Eukaryota, Metazoa, Chordata, Actinopteri, Perciformes, Anoplopomatidae. The record is from RefSeq and is a predicted model, not a curated record.
AACUGGGGCUCCAACAAUGUCUACCCUUCUGCUGGUAGUGGUAGUUGUCGUAGUGGUUGCCUACAUUUUCCGUCAUGUGGUGGUAAAGGGAAAGCGGUGCAGAAGCAAAAGAAAGCUGCACGGCAAAACUGUUAUUGUGACCGGCAGCAACACAGGCAUUGGGAUAACUACAGCCAUAGAUCUGGCCAAAAGAGGAGCCAGAGUGAUUCUGGCCUGUCGCAGUAAGCAGAGAGGAGAGGCUGCCCUUGAGGAAGUCAUGAGGGAGAGUGGCAGUCAUCAGGUGGUGUUCAUGCCGUUGGAUCUGGGGAGUCUCAAGUCUGUUUGUAGCUUUGCUGAGACCUUCCUGAAGUCAGAACCCAGACUGGACAUCCUCAUCAACAAUGCAGGUGUUGUCCUACAGGGUCGAACAGAGGACGGACUGGGGUUGAUGUUUGGCGUCAACCACAUUGGUCACUUCCUAUUAACCAACCUGUUGCUGGAGCGGCUGAAGGAAUGUGGACCUAGCAGAGUGGUCAUCCUGUCAUCUGUGGCACAUCACUUUGGAAAAAUAGAUUUUGACUGCCUGAACACCCACAAAGCUCUGGGACUGGGGACCUCAUUCAUGGAGGUUUUGCAGAUCUACAGCAGUAGUAAGCUGUGCAAUGUCCUCUUCACCCAUGAGCUGGCCAAGAGACUGCAGGGAACCAAGGUCACCUGCUACUGCCUCCAUCCGGGAGUGAUCAACUCUGAGUUGGCAAGGAACACGGCUUCAGUAAUGCAAAUGAUCCUCAAGCCUGUGAACUUGUUUUUCUUCAAAAACACCGUUCAGGGAGCCCAGACCACCCUGCACUGUGCUCUUGAGGAGGGGAUCGAACCUCUCAGCGGACGUUACUUCUCCAACUGCACUGUGAGAGAAGUCUAUGCUAAAGCCAAGGAUGACGCUGCAGCAAAGAAGCUGUGGGAGCUCAGUGAGAGACUCUCUGGUCUUGCAUAA